AUGAAGACCAUCUCUAUCGUCAACCGCUACUCUCCACACUCUGCAGCUGACGAAGUAGAGCUCGAUGCGUUUAACGACCAACUUGAGGAAAUCAUCCACAACGAAAAGACCUUCUACAAUUUCAUUGUUGAUUUCAACGCUAGGCUAGGCGAAGCACAAGAGGAGUAGUUCAGGAUUGGAAAACUUGGAAUGUGGGACAGGAACGAGAACGGAAACCGCCUAGCGGGACUCCUGUCCGCGGCUCGACUCUUCCAUGGAAAUUCUUUCUUCCAGAAGAAGGAACAUCUCGGUUGGACAUGGGAGUCUCCAAAUGGUACAACUCAUGCUGAACUCGACCACAUAUUAACAAACAGAAAGUGGUGCUUACUAGAUGUUGGUGUGGUACCAUCUUUUUGCAGUGGUUCCGAUCAUCGACUCCUUCGCGCUAAGAUCAGAUUCAGUCACAAGCUGGAAAAGAUCUCUCAACAUCGCGCGAAGAGCUCGAAGCAUGUUGUAUACGACGGAGAUGUUCUGAAUGACGUCCUGUCCCGAUAUGACUGGCAAGUCCUGGAUGAUCGAACGGAAGACUACGACGCGCUGGUUCGGGGUCUCCUCACUUGUGCUGAACAAGCCAAGCUUCCGCGAGUGGAUACCUCCGCUCGCAUUUCAGAUGCGACGAAGGAUCUUCUCAGAACAAGAAGAAGCUUGAUGCUUGACCAAAACGCCACACAUCUCGAAAGGCUGCAAGCGAAUAUUAGCUGCAGACAAGCGGUGCGGCGAGACCUUCAGCUAUACAGGGAGAGGAGACUACUGGAGGCAGCACUGAACAGAACUAGUCUGAGAAAAUGCCAUCGGGAUCUUCAGGACCACAGUACUCCACUUUCGUGCUUGAAGAAGGAGGACGGAACACUCACAACAUCGAGAUUUGAGAUGGAGGAAGUUACACGGAGAUUUUACACCAAACUCUACCGAUCCACUACACACGUGCGAAAACCUAAAAUCCCCACUGGCGGAAAAGCACCUCGGAUCCUUCCUUCGGAGGUGAGGGUUGCGAUUGCGAGCACGAAAAGGAGCACAACUCCAGGCUCCGAUAAGAUCUCAGCCGACCUACUUCGUGCAGGAGGCUACGAACUUCAUGCGCUUCUCGCAACACAUAUGACAUCCUACCUUCAGAAGGAGAAGAUCCCCAACCAUUGGAGGAGCUCGCGGAUGGUCAUUCUUCACGAGAAGGGAGGCCGGGAUGAUCUUCGCAAUUACCGCCCAAUAAGCUUGUUAAGUGUGCCUUACAAGCUAUUCACGAAGAUCAUUCUGAUCCGCAUAUCGCGAACGCUGGAUGAAGCUCAACCUGUAGAGCAGGCCGAACUCCGGAUGGGAUUCAGCUGCUUAGACCACAUCCAAGCGGUCGCAAUGGUCUUCGAAGUGUGCCGAGAAUUCCGAAUACCUUUUGUCCUUACCUUUAUCGACGAUGAAAAAGCUUUUGACAGCGUCGAAACGAAUGCGGUCCUGUAA
Molecule: messenger RNA, 1488 nt
Organism: Haemonchus placei
Lineage: Eukaryota; Metazoa; Nematoda; Chromadorea; Rhabditida; Trichostrongylidae
Source: the annotation of a GenBank genome assembly